Molecule: messenger RNA, 1312 nt
Organism: Lotus japonicus
Lineage: Eukaryota; Viridiplantae; Streptophyta; Magnoliopsida; Fabales; Fabaceae
Product: agamous-like MADS-box protein MADS3
Exons: 8
Coding region: 334-1068 (244 amino acids)
Biological process (GO): positive regulation of transcription by RNA polymerase II
Cellular component (GO): nucleus
Molecular function (GO): RNA polymerase II cis-regulatory region sequence-specific DNA binding; protein dimerization activity; DNA-binding transcription factor activity, RNA polymerase II-specific
Source: RefSeq, a predicted model, not a curated record
UAGUAUAUUUACUAAAAUUAAAUUGGGAAAAAGAGAAUGAGAUGAAAAUAAGAAUAACUUGGGUUUCCAUUUUUUUGUAAAAGAAGAUCAAGUGUGCCCCUUUCUGUGUUCAUAGUCUAUUUCUAUAUACUACCCUAACUCCCACUUCUCUGAAACAACCCAUUAUCUCACUCUCACACACAACUACUUAUAUCUCUCUCUCUCUCUACCCUUUUUCUUUUUAGCAUUGCACUAAAUCAGUAUCCCACUCUCCUCUUCUAUCCAUCAAAUUGCUAUUAACUUUGAGUUACAAGACACAGAAAAAGAGAGUGAAAAGAGAGAGAAACUGAUCAAAUGGGUAGAGGUAGAGUUGAGCUGAAGAGGAUAGAGAACAAAAUCAACCGCCAGGUUACUUUCUCCAAAAGGAGGAAUGGUUUGCUCAAGAAAGCAUGUGAGCUCUCAAUUCUGUGUGAUGCUGAGGUUGCUCUCAUCAUUUUCUCAAGCCGUGGGAAGCUCUAUGAAUUUGGAAGUGUUGGCACUGCCAAAACUAUUGACCGAUACCAACGGUGCUCUUUUAAUCCUCAAGAUGAGCAUGUUAAUUGUGAAACUCAGAGCUGGUACCAAGAGGUGUCAAAGCUAAAGGCAAAGUAUGAGUCUCUUCAAAGGACUCAGAGGCAUUUGCUUGGGGAAGAUCUUGGACCAUUGAGUGUAAAGGAGCUGCAGAAUCUUGAGAAGCAGCUUGAAGGAGCUCUGGCACAAGCUAGGCAAAGGAAGACAGAAAUCAUGAUUGAACAAAUGGAAGAGCUUCGCACAAGGGAACGUCAUUUAGGAGACCUCAAUAAGCAACUUAAACUCAAGCUUGAAUCAGAGGGAUAUAAUCCCAAAGUUAUGGAAAACUUGUGGUCCUCUACUUCAGCUGCUGGAACCAGCAACUUUCCCUUUCAUCCUGCUCAAUCCAACCCAAUGGAUUGCCAACCAGAACCCUUUCUGCAAAUAGGGUACCAUCAAUAUGUUCAAGCUGAAUCAUCUAGUAUUCCAAAGAACAGCAUGACUUGUGAGACAAACUUCAUGCACGGAUGGAUGCUUUGAUUUGAUCACUUAGUCAUUAAUAAAUUAAAUAUAUGACUUAUUAAUUGCCUCAUUGUCUAUAUGCUUUUUAAUUAGAUUUGUGUUUCAGCAUAUAAAAUUAAUGUAUCUUUGUGACCACCACGGGAAGCUGCAGACUUGAUUAUAUAGUGUUUCCUGUAACUGGAUACACAUAGAUACUACUUUUUCUUACUGUAUUUAAUUUGAACAAUAUUGAUCGUUAUUUGAACUUUGAAGAUUGAACAGA